This is a messenger RNA of Lytechinus variegatus (green sea urchin), 4308 nucleotides long. RefSeq lists its product as uncharacterized. NCBI's taxonomy places the organism in Eukaryota, Metazoa, Echinodermata, Echinoidea, Temnopleuroida, Toxopneustidae. Bases 1 to 2619 code for a protein of 872 amino acids. Gene Ontology annotation, cellular component: membrane. The record is from RefSeq and is a predicted model, not a curated record. The transcript has 15 exons.
AUGUUGACCACUUUCGGGGAAGAUGACUAUGCGACCACAGUUUGGACUCCUGCCGAGAUAGGAUUGCCACCACUUGAGGCUCGGUUGGUGGAUGGACCAGACAAUACCUCUGGUCGCGUUGAGGUGAAUUACAAUGGAAUUUGGGGCACCGUAUGUGACGACGGCUGGGAUUUGUACGACGCCCAUGUCGUCUGCAGAAUGGUGGGCUUCUACAGGGCCUCCUCCGCCCCAGUCAUGGCCAGUUAUGGCCCAGGGACCGGGGCCAUUCUCCUCGACGAAGUCUGGUGUCGUGGGUCUGAGAACAGCCUUGAAGAAUGCAGCAAGAACGACUACGGAGUUCAUAACUGUGUCCAUUCGGAGGAUGCUGGGGCGAUUUGUGAAACUACCGAAGAAGAGGAAGAUGUGACCUGGAGUUGGAGCGCAAUCGAAAUAGAUUGGCCAGUGUACCAACCAGAAAUUUGGAUUCCAUCUACAAGAAGCUCAGAGCGCUAUCUUGAGGCUCGGCUGGUGCAAGGACCUAACAAUUCUUCGGGUCGCGUUGAGAUACUAUACAACGGAACCUGGGGAACCGUGUGCGACGAUGGCUGGGAUCUGAACGACGCCCAUGUCGUCUGCAGAAUGUUGGGGUUCCCCAAGGCAUCAUCUGCACCCGUUAUGGCAACAUACGGGGAAGGAACUGUAGAUAUCCUCCUGGAUGAUGUUCAGUGCUCUGGCUCUGAGUACAGCCUUGAGGAUUGCAGGAAGAAGAACUAUUGGGUUCAUAAUUGUGACCAUCGGGAGGACGCUGGCAUCGUCUGUACAGAGCCUGUCCCUCUUCAGGUCCGUCUAGCCGAUGGUCCUAAUAGCAACAUUGGAAGGGUCGAGGUGAUGAUGAACCAGGGACACUGGGGUACCGUCUGCGACGAUUUCUGGGAUCCACAAGACGCCAAUGUGGUAUGCAGGAUGCUUGGAUUCUUCGGUGCUGCAUAUGCACCCGUGAGGGCUACUUACGGCGAAGGACUAGGGGAUAUCUUGCUCCAGAAUGUGGAUUGCAUGGGGACAGAGCACAAGCUGGAAACAUGUUUCUACGAUACACCACAGCUUUAUGAUUGCGCUCAUGAUGAAGAUGCCAGUGCCGCCUGCUUGGAUUUCGUUUCAGGGUUUGAUGUGAACGUGGACUCAUCUUUGACUGGAACUCUCAGCCUGCAGUGUCCUGACAUAGAAUCAUCCACGGACAAAGGUCGUGAUACAUCUUCUAACGUGACCAUCCGCCCUGUCGUACAUCACGGUGGAAACGAUAACGUAUCGGUGGGAUGUACCUACACCUCACAACAUGCAUUCGUCUUUGGAGACACGUGGGUUGCGUGUGCGGUACGAGAUGACGUUGGGAACUACGCGACUUGCAAUUUCACCGUCACCAUCAGAGAUGAUGACCCGCCUCAACUGGAUUGCCCCGAGUUUAUAAACGCUACUACAGAUCGUGGUAGUCGUCUCGCUUCCAAUGUCAUCAUCGAUCCACCUGUUUCCGACAAUACUGAUCCUAGCCCGUCUGUGUACUGUUCUCCUAGUUCUCCAUUUCCUUAUGGAAAUCAUUCUGUAACAUGUGCGGCGACAGACCGACUGGGAAACAACGCCACGUGUUCUAUCACGGUUUCAGUAACAGACAAAGACCCUCCUCAGAUUGACUGCAGUGACCGACAGGUCAUCCUCGAUGCAGAGGAUCCUUCAAACUUCAUUCCACGUGUGAGAGACAACAUAGAUCAAAUCCCAUCCAUUGACUGCUUCCCGGGUUAUUUUGUUGAAUUGCCUGCCGGCGGCGAUCCUACCAUCAGAUGCAACGCCUCCGAUUCCGAAGGAAACACUGCUACGUGCAACUUCACUCUUACUGUGCAAGACCCUUGUACAGCCCGCCCAUGCGUCAAUGGAGACUGUACCUAUUUAGGAUCAGCGAGAUACCAAUGUAGCUGCUUUCACGGUUACAAAGGAACACAUUGUGACGUCAUUCAUAAACCAAAGCUGCCAGUUGAAGUGAACACGCACCCUCAGAAUAAGAAGGUUCAGAUCAACAGUCCCGUCGCUUUGACAUGCAGCUUUAACAAUGCGGAAUCCUAUAAAUGGUAUAAAGAUGGCAACCCCUUGCUCAACAUGGCAAAUAAAACUACUCUUCGGAUCCAAUCUGUAAAUACGAGUCAUAUUGGAUACUACUUUUGCAGAGGAUAUGGUGAGCAGCAAUCAUCGAUAGACACCAAGAGAGCUUCUAUUUACAUUGAAGGUUUGGUCACAAUAAAAGUUUCCAACUUGAGAUUUCAUGUUGAUGGAAUUCCUACACCGUCAACCGUUCGUGACUUUGUAAUUGAUAGUCUAAAGAAUCAUACCAACGAGCUUCGUCUUACAUCCUACGAAGACCUGUCACCGGAAGUCAUUUGCAACCCCAACUCUUUCAACCAAGAAGGGACUGAUGUAGUUAAUGCUGAAGUCACUGUGUACAUGAUGAAUGCCACCAGCCUGACUGCAAUGCAAGAAAGAGAUCUUGUUAAGAGCGCCCUCACACAAGCUGCUAGCAUCUCAAAUGGUUUCUUGGACGUCGGCAGUAUGGACACAGAAAACACCGGUAAGCAGCUUUUUCUAAUUUUCAUGUAAUCCUUUCUUAAUAUGGAAGAUCAUGAUUCUUAGCAUGUAUAAUCUUACCUCUACAAUCUCAGGAGUGUACAGUAGGAACCAUCACAGUCCAUUCUCAAAAUCCAAUUUAAGAUCAUUAUAGCCAUAUGGUCCCGAAUCCGUUUGAUGCAGAGUGAAUGAAUCAUAAAGAUUCCUACAAAAUUAAAGGCAGAAGAGAUUCCAGCACGUACGUCUACCAGAAUUGAUAACCGCAGGCUAAACACUGUGAUUUUGGAUCUCUUAGGCGGCUAGUUUGGCCUGUCUAUGCAGCUUUUGAUGAUCAUCCAGGCAUUGAUCAAUACACAAAGGCUGACAUGUCUUGAAUAUAUACCGCCAUUUUGUGUGUGGGAGUGUGAAUGUGUGUUCAUAUACAUACACCUUCCAGUCAAACUUACAUCACACUUGGGAACAAUCACACCCGCACCCGUUGUACAUUCUAACACACUCUAAUCAUAACUUUAGUGUUAACAAAUUGACCCUUUCAUGAAUUCGUUAUAACUUUUUAUGUGUCACCGAAGAUUGCCUUACACAAGGCCUCGUGUCUGUUUUAUCAAACGCUUGCCGACCGAAGAGACUACACGCGCAAUGCCUGGUGAAUGCGAGGUCAGCGACUGAAUUCGUUCGAUCGCGCGUUCACCCGCAAGAUAUUUCAGCAAGAAAUUUACCCACAUUGUGCUGCACUCAACCCAGGUGAGGGUGAAUGCUUACCCAUAAGGAUUAAUUCCUUGAAAUGCACUGAGCACUAGACGGCUUCUUGAGCUAAAGCUCGGGGUAUAAAUUGUUUUUUCUAGAUAGAUGGCGCAAAAUAAAUGCCUAUUUUCAUUAUUAUUAAUAUCAGUAUUUUUGUUAUUAUCAUCACCAUCAUCAUUAUCACAUCAUUAUUACCCGGGUCUCACAAAUGAUCUUCGUCGGGCGCUAGUCCCAGCCAGGUCACAAGGCCUUGUAAAAUGCUAGAGCACUUCCUUUGCUCACGCCCAACAUAGAACAUGACUUUGACAGUCAUGUGCAACCCACACAGUGACACGAAUUUGCUCUGGGAUUUAUUUCGUCUAAGAUAUAGGGUUAGGGUUACAAUAGGGUUUUCUGUUAGGUUUAGGCUAGGGUAUAGUGGAAAAUCCUAUGAUAAAGUUGGUCAUUCCUCUUGUGUGUGAAAUAUACACUGGAGCAAAUGGACGCCGAAUCAAAUGUCAUAGAUCCCCAUCACACACCCUGACCCAGCGUUUAUACUUUAGCUUCCCUUUUCAGCCACAAUUAGACCAAAGACGAUUUGGAGCGAAGGUGCCUUAAGUUCAAGUUAAUUUAUUUGUUUCAUUGAAAACCGAAAAAACAAUACAUUCAUUCAUUGUCAAAGAGAAAAAAAAACAGCAAGGAUAAACACAUGAACAAAGAAUUAAGAAUAUCAGAUACAUGGAACAGAGGUGGCCUAUAUAAAAGUAGGGCUUGUUUACGCACAGAUCACUUUUGUCAUAACAUCAUAAAUACAGGAGAUAUAAGUAUCUAAGUCUACGAUAUAAAAAAGUCUGCAUAAAAUCGCGCGCAGAAUAAAAACUAGAUAAACAAAUAAAUACAUUUAAACUGACUUCGGCUGUCAAGGACCUGAUGUACCCCCCCCCCUUGAUGCGCCACUGCCCAAUUGAAACAUUGUGUCAAUUUUUUGUUUUUACUUUUAUC